AUGGACGCUGGAUGUUUCGUUCAAUUCGAUAGAUUUAGAGGGAAAGAAGGUCUAGUCCAUGUUUCUCAGAUGGCUACUAGAAGAGUUGACAAGGCAAAAGAUUUUGUGAAGCGUGAUAUGGAGGUUUACGUCAAAGUGAUAUCUAUUUCGAAUGAUAAGUAUAGCCUUUCUAUGAGAGAUGUUGAUCAGAAUAAUGGCACAGAUUUGAUCCCUCUGAAGAAGCCUACAGAGGAUGAUUCAUCCAGGAGUAAUCCGUCGUAUAGAACAAGGGAUGGACAAGUCACCAAGACUGGGAUUUCGGGGAUCCGUAUCGUGGAGGAGAGUGAUGUUCCGCCUUCACGUAGGCCAUUGAAGAAGAUGAGCUCCCCUGAGAGAUGGGAAGCGAAGCAGUUGAUUGCCUCUGGUGCCUUGAAGCAGAGUGAGUUUCCAAAUUAUGAUGAGGACGAAGGUGGGAUGCUUUAUCAAGAGGAAGGUGCUGAAGAAGAAGAACUUGAGAUUGAGAUGAACGAAGACGAACCUGCUUCUUGCAAGGGCAGACCAGUCCGCCCUCACCAAGGAGAGGAGAGAAAUGAAGGAACAGCAGCAGAGAACAAUGCUUGA
This is a messenger RNA of Microthlaspi erraticum, 600 nucleotides long. NCBI's taxonomy places the organism in Eukaryota, Viridiplantae, Streptophyta, Magnoliopsida, Brassicales, Brassicaceae. The record is from the annotation of a GenBank genome assembly.